This is a messenger RNA of Auxenochlorella protothecoides, 1539 nucleotides long. RefSeq names its product Anaphase-promoting complex subunit 6. The record is from RefSeq and is a predicted model, not a curated record. NCBI's taxonomy places the organism in Eukaryota, Viridiplantae, Chlorophyta, Trebouxiophyceae, Chlorellales, Chlorellaceae. The coding region runs from base 1 to 1539 and encodes 512 amino acids. Gene Ontology annotation, biological process: cell division. Gene Ontology annotation, molecular function: protein binding. The transcript has 7 exons.
AUGCAGGUCGAAACUCUGCGCCAGCUGCGCAGCCUGGUUCACGACUGCCUGGCGAAGCACAUGUACGAUGCCGCAGUAUUCUUUGCGGAUAAGUUGGUGACAUUGACAGACCAUGCGCCAGCCGAGGUCUACACAUUGGCACAAGGCUUCUACUGCUCGGGCCAGCACCGGCGCUGUCUCCACCUGCUCCGCACCACCCAGCUCCUGGACAAGGAUGUGCGAAUACGAUACCUGGCUGCCAGGUGCAUGCUGGCAAGCGGGGAGCUGGACGAGUGUCUGGAGCUGUUGGGCGGGGAGGAGGCCGCGGGUCCCGGUGACCUGCAGCUGGGCGCCCUGCCCCCCUCCUCGCCCGGCACUGUCAGCUACCUCUCUGUGGUGUGCAUGCUGCGCGGCCGCGUGUACGACGCCCAGGAGAACUUCCAGCGGGGCACGGCCUGGUACCAUGCCGCGCUGCAGGCAGACCCAUUCAAUUACGAGGCCUUCCACACGCUGGUCGGCAGCCACCGGCUGACCCCGGCGGAGGAGGCUGAGCUGCUGGACAGCCUCGCCAUCCCGCCCGAGCACGGCUGGCUGGGCCUCCUCUAUGCCGCACGCAGCCGGCAGCACGACGCCGGCAGCCGCGUGGAAGCUGCCCUUGACGCGCUGGAGAACGUGGCCCCCAACAUGCAGGCCUCGGCGGGCGGCGGGGCGGGUGGUGGGGAUGGCGCCGCCCCGGCCCCCGGCUGGGGCCUGGCCGGGAACGUGGACGUGGUGGCCGCGCGCGCCGACUGGCUGGCGCACCGCUCGCGGCACGCCGAGUGCUGGGCGCUGACGCGCGAGGCGCUGCAGCGCGACCCCUACGCCGGCCAGUGCCUGGCCGCGCACUGCGCGGCGGGGGUGGCCCUGCGCCGGCGCCAGGACCUGUUUGUGCUCGCGCACCGCGCCAUGGAGGAGGCGCCGGAGGCCGCCGCCUCCUGGCACGCGGUGGGGUGCUACCACCUGGCCACGCCCGCGGGCGGGGAGGCGGCGUGCCGCGCCUUCUCCCGCGCCACGCGCACCGACCGCGGGCACGCGCCGGCCUGGCUGGGCCUGGGCGCGGCGCUGGGCGCCUGCGGCGAGACCGCCGCCGCGCUGGGCGCGUACCGCACCGCGUCCCGCCUCUUCCCGGGCCUGCACGACCCGCUGCUGGGCAUGGCGCGCCAGUACGCGGCCAUGAGCAACGCCCCCCUGGCCGAGCAGGUCCUGGUGCAGGCGCAGCGCAUGUGCCCCUCCGACCCCGGCGUCUGCAACGAGCUGGGGGUGCUGGCCUUCCGCUCGCGCCAGUACGACACCGCGGCCCAGUGGUUCCGCAUUGCCCUGGCUUGCGUGCCCAGCCACCAGUCGGCAGGCACCCACACCGCGCUGGCCUUCACGUACCAGCUGCAGGGCCGCACCGGCGAGGCCGUGGAGCAGUACCACAUUGCGCUGGGGCUUGCGCCUGAUGACACGUUUGCGGCAGAGAUGCUGGCCCUGGCGGUCGAGGAGGAUGUGGGAGCCUUCAUGGACAGUCUGGAGGCGUGA